AUGACGACGACGGGUCUGUGGGUCCAAUCCGUAGUGGCUCAAGCACAACUGUUGAUAGUGGUGUCUAUUCUGUUCGGGGUGAUCCCCCCCAGCAUCGUCUCUCUGAUUUUGGUGGAUGAGUAUGCGUGUGAAAGGACGAAUGGAACGACUGAUCACGUACUCGAGUUGGACAGAAUCCUGUUUCUUCAUUUCUUGGAGGAAGAUGACGUUAACAGCGUGGAGCUUGUCUUGGAAUACCCAACCUUGAUUUCUACCAUGGAAGAGAUCAUCCAAGCAACGUACAACAACCAGAGUUUCCACUCGUGCGACUUGCCACAUUUUCGAACCAUGCGUUCCGUGUCCUUCCUACGGCAGUCGUCACCCAGAGUAAUGGCCUUUCAAGUGGAGGCACAAUGCCAAAACUGUACCGAAAGGUUCCCGCUUUUUGCCGACAUGACGAUGGGCACCACUCCGACACAUAUCCUUACGGGCCUGCAGCCCUUGGCCACAGCAAGAUCUGACCCACGCCAGCUGGAUGAUGGGUCUUCUUCUUCUUGUGUCUGCCCCCAACAUGCACAGCCCAGCCCCAGUUUGCUGUCACCACAAGGAUUUCUACCAAUCCUGAAUCAAAACCUCCAAACAAGCACUGGCUUGCUCCUCCUUCAUGUCUCCUCGCUGGGAGAGCUACAACCAGUUGAUUGCGGGGACGCUGAUAGUGUCGAAUACUUUACUUCCAUGGCCUACAGUACGAUGGAAGUGAGGACAAAGGAGAUACCCUUGGAUUCCGAACUACAGAGGCUGGAAGACGCGUUUCUAACCACCUAUAACCAACUGUCCUUUCAGGCGUGUGACCCACACGUAAAGACCAUCACCAACGUUUCUCUCUCUAUUCAACUGGAAGGAGACGUAAUGGAGACCACAGCCAGCAAUGCUACGGCGCGAAAUACAACCAUGGCUACAGCUGUCUUCUCCAUUGAGGGACAUUGUCAAAACAAAUGCACUGUUUCCCAGAGUGGGAGUUUGCCCCUCUUUUCUGAUGAGACACAACUCCUAUCCACAAGACGUCUGUCGCAAGACAAUCUGCCUCCCCGGCAACCAAUGGUGGAGCUGGAUGUACAUCACACGAAGCUUCAGGAUGGAUGCUUUUGUCCUACCAGCCUCAACCCAACCGAUACUGUCACAGAAGGAGACUUUCUAGAAAGCUUCCAGCAGGAAAUCACCUUACUACAAGAAGAGGGAGAAAUCAAAGCGGUUGAGAGUGUCCUUGACUUGCAAGAGGCACUCCCAGUGGCCUCUCACCCUCGUCUAAACUCGCGCUUCUCCUUUGGUCUCUCCAGGUUGACAUUUGUUACGUGUGAUGGUUAUUUCAGAGCUGUUACAAGUGUAGAACUACAGGUUGCUUCGGUUGAGGAUGACAGUGAUGGUGGAAUGAGUUUGAAGGAUACCCUGAUGGAGCAACAUCUUGGCCAACGCAGACUCAGCAACAUCACUAAUAAAGCAUCCAAUGCCACUGAUCGCUACGGGAAUGCCACCCUGGCUGUUGGCAAUAUAACAGUGUUUCCUGCUGAUAGCCGCAAUCGCGACAUUGUCCCAGUGGUGUUUGCAGUGACUGGAACCUGCCGCACAGGAGGAGGGUCUUGGGUCACAGAGAACCAGCCAGUACAGACUACUACCGAAUCCUAA
Molecule: messenger RNA, 1662 nt
Organism: Seminavis robusta
Lineage: Eukaryota; Bacillariophyta; Bacillariophyceae; Naviculales; Naviculaceae
Source: the annotation of a GenBank genome assembly